Penicillium verhagenii is the source of this 495-nucleotide messenger RNA. RefSeq names its product cytochrome p450 protein. The record is from RefSeq and is a predicted model, not a curated record. The transcript is spliced from 2 exons. Gene Ontology annotation, molecular function: iron ion binding; monooxygenase activity; oxidoreductase activity, acting on paired donors, with incorporation or reduction of molecular oxygen. NCBI's taxonomy places the organism in Eukaryota, Fungi, Ascomycota, Eurotiomycetes, Eurotiales, Aspergillaceae. Bases 1 to 495 code for a protein of 164 amino acids.
AUGCCAUCCUGGUCAGAGUUGGAGAAACUUCCGUAUCUCAGCGCAGUGAUUAAGGAGCUUCUUCGGAUCGCGUUUGGUGGCGUUGAACGCCUCCCUCGUAUCAAUAAACAUGGGAUAUGGACAUACGGAGACUGGGAGAUCCCCGCGGGAACCCCCGUGGGUAUGGAUCAGUUCCACAUGCACAUGAAUGAAGACUUAUACCCUGACCCGAUGGCUUUCCGGCCCGAGCGAUGGCUGGGGAACCCCAGGAGCCCCAGCGGUGAGAAGCCCUUGACGCAUUACCUGACGACAUUUGCGAAAGGCACGCGCAUGUGCACAGGCCUUAACCUAGCAUAUGCAGAAAUUUUUGUCGGGCUAGCCACUAUUUUCCGGCGACAUGAUUUUGAACUGUUCGAGACGAGUAGGCGGGAUGUGGAUUUUUACGCGGAGAACCUCAAGGCGUCGCCGUGGCCGGGAAGCAAGGGGGUUCGUGUUUUGGUGAAAGAACUAAAAUAA